GCUCGCUUCAUCGUAAAAACGCCACCCGAGGGCAUUAUGUAGCCGCACUGUGGUAAAGGCACUACUUAAUUAAUCGUUCACCUCUACGCAUCCUGUUAGAGAACAGAUUGGAACGAAAAUACUGACUAGCUUUCUACAUAACGACAAAAUUGUUGAGCUAGCGAAUAUGUCGGAUGAUGUGGAAGAUGUAUCGUUUCUGCCAGGUGAUAGUCUACACCGGAAAGCUGUGUAUGAGCCAUCUGUUAAACAAAAGUGUCGCCAACUUGUUUUGGGGAAGGGUCGAGCUACAGCAAUUGUUGUCUGCAUUGCGAUCUUCAUUCUAGUGAUCACACUCAUUGCAGCAUUUGCGAGGCCUGGAUCCCAGCCUCCUCAACCAUGUUUCCAGCCUCAUGCCGCACCAACAACUGAUCAGCCCCAGGUUUCCCCUAAACCUAACGAAACAAAGUACUUGGCAACAGAUGGAGAAGUGUUUCCAUGGCAACAGAUUAGACUGCCUAGGUCUGUCAUCCCUUUAGAGUAUGAUGUGAUGAUUCAUCCUGAUUUUCUCACAGAAAGGAAAACGUUCAAAGGUAGUGUCCGGAUCAAGGCAGUGGUUAUGAAAAAGACAGAGAUGAUAAUUUUUCAUGUGAAAGAUUUGACCAUAACAAACGUCACUGUGCAGAUUCAGCAUAAAGAUGGAGGUCUGCUGCGAAAAUGUGAUGUAAAAAUGCAGCUGAAAUGUGAAAAGCUUCAGAUGUAUGUUCUUAUGAUGGCUGAAACGCUAAUGGAGGAAACUGAAGUUACAGUGACUUUGAACUUUGAUGGCAUGUUGGUGAAAAAACUAUCAGGGUUUUACCUCAGUAGCUACAAGACACCAGAAGGAGAAGUGAAGUAUCUCGGCACAACCCAGUUUGAGUCAACAGGUGCAAGAGAGGCAUUUCCCUGCUUUGAUGAACCAGACAUGAAAGCUAAGUUCACCAUGUCCCUCGUUCGUGACCAGAAUAAGAUCUCGCUGUCCAACAUGCCACGUCUUACUUCAACCCCAUAUGAUAAGUCCAUGGGUCUCAUUGUUGACAAGUUCCAGCAGAGCGUUGCCAUGAGUACCUACCUCGUAGCCUUCAUUGUGUGUGACUAUGAUAGGGUAAAUGGGACCACUGAACAAGGCACAAAGGUGAGUGUGUAUGCGCCACCCCACCAGAUUAACCAAGCAAACUUUGCCUUGGACACAGCCAUCAAAGUUCUCAACUUCUACAACAAACUGUUUGGUAUCAACUACCCUCUACCUAAACAGGAUCUUGUGGCUAUUCCCGAUUUUGCUGCUGGUGCUAUGGAGAAUUGGGGUCUGAUCACAUAUCGUCUGACCACAAUUUUAUAUGACCCAGAAGUGUCGUCUGCUCGUGACCGACAGUAUGUUGCCAUAGUGAUUGCCCAUGAACUAGCACACCAGUGGUUCGGUAAUUUGGUGACCUUGAAGUGGUGGAAUGACCUUUGGUUGAAUGAAGGUUUUGCAUCUUUUGUAGAGUAUUUGGGGGCAAAUGAAACUGACCCCUCCUUCUCUAUGAUGGAUCAGUUUGUGUUGAGUGACCUGAUGAGAGCGAUGUCCAGAGACUGUGUCCAGAGUUCACACCCUAUCACAGUAGAUGUGAAGGACCCUGCUGAGAUUGAUGAACUUUUCGAUGCCAUCUCCUACAGCAAGGGAGCAUCCUUAAUCCGUAUGCUGAGUGACUUUAUGGGCAAGGAAAAGUUUCAAGAUGGAAUAAGAAAAUAUCUCAACACAUACAAGUAUGGCAACGCUAGAACAGAGGACUUGUGGGAUAUCCUCACGGACUUCACACAGAUUAACGUGUCCACCACAAUGGAUACCUGGACCAAACAGAUGGGUUACCCAGUCAUCACAAUGAACCACACUGGAGAGUUUGUACAGGUCACACAAGAGCGAUUCCUUCUAAGCUCAGAUGUUAAGACGAAAGAGAAAUACCCAAGCCCAUUCAAUUACAAGUGGAAUAUACCAUUCAGGUAUGCUGUGGCAAAGACAAGUGGUAUCUCCAACCAACUCCUCACCAUACACCCAGACUCUGGAGUGAAGUUUCCAGCUGAUCAUGACCAAGUAAAAUGGCUGAAGGGUAAUUAUGGGAUGUAUGGUUACUACCGUGUCAACUACGAGGAGAGAAACUGGCGAGCUCUUAUAAAACAACUCAAUGAAAACCACACGGUGUUUUCAGCAGCUGACCGAGCAGGUCUAAUAGAUGAUGUGUGUAACCUGGCCAGGGCUAAAAAGGUACCACAAACCCUUGCCUUAGACAUGACUAAGUACCUUCUAAAUGAACAGGAUUAUCUCCCCUGGAGUGUAGCACUUGAUUGUCUGAAUUACAUUGGAGAACGUCUCCGAAGUAAAGCUGUUUAUGACAAGCUCCAGAAAUACACUGUAAGCUUUGAUGAAACAUGUACUGGAAAAACUUGGCUGGCAGGACACAGGGCCACAGCUGGACAAAUUUCUGCGAGCAGCAGUGAUUAACCAAGCAUUAGCAUUUGGGCAUAAACCAACUAUUGAAAAUGGCAAACACAUUUUUGAAAAUUGGAUGUAUCGUUAUGAAAAAGUAAACCUGAACUUGAAGAGUGUGAUUUAUAGAGCUGGGGUACAAUAUGGAGGACUUCCUGAAUGGGACUUUAUCUGGAAAAAGUACCUCAAUGCUAUUGUUCCAUCGGAAAA
This is a messenger RNA of Pecten maximus, 2689 nucleotides long. Its product is annotated as puromycin-sensitive aminopeptidase-like protein. The record is from RefSeq and is a predicted model, not a curated record. Bases 167 to 2494 code for a protein of 775 amino acids. Gene Ontology annotation, biological process: proteolysis; peptide catabolic process. The transcript has 16 exons. Gene Ontology annotation, molecular function: peptide binding; metalloaminopeptidase activity; zinc ion binding. Gene Ontology annotation, cellular component: cytoplasm. Lineage: Eukaryota; Metazoa; Mollusca; Bivalvia; Pectinida; Pectinidae.